GAUUGGGAGUGGCCGGUUUGCUUUUCAGGUAGCUCGUUGUUUUUUGCAGGUAACCAGGAGGUGCAGCAGGUAAAAUUUCCGGUUCAGAGAGAAAUCUAGACAAAUUAUCUGCAGACAUCAUGGGAUCUUUAUUGGAUGACUUGGAAAGCCUCGUGGAUGCUCCUUCCUCUUUCUCAGCAAAAGGUGGAGAGCGAGGAACCAUCAAGCCCAAAGCAAACUUUGAUGCAGAGCAGGAUGCUGCAGCUCUGAAAAAGGCCAUUGAUGGAUUUGGCACGAAUGAGAAGAUUGUGAUUGAGAUUCUGACCACCAGAAGCAGCGCUCAGCGACAGCUCAUCUGUAAAGCUUAUGAAAAGGCCACCAGCAGAUGCGUGUUGUUGCAGGGAGCUGGAACCAAAGACAAAGUCUUGAUUGAAAUCUUUGCCUCCAGAUCUAACCAACAAAUUAAAGCUCUCAGCGACGUCUAUUUCAAAGAAACCAAAAAGCAGUUGACGGCUGCCCUGGAGAGGGAAGUUUCAGGAGACUAUUCCAAAGCGCUGCUGCUCCUGGCUCUGGGUAAGCGGGAUGAGAGCACCACAGUGGAUGUUAAUAAGGCAAGAGAAGACGCCAAGACUCUUUACAAUGCCGGGGAGAAGAAGUGGGGCACCGACGAAUCUAAAUUCAUUGAAAUCCUUUGCAAAAAAAGCAUUCCUCACCUGAGACAAACUGUGAUUGAAUACAAGAACAUCAGUGGAAAGACCCUGCAGCAAAGCAUUGAAGGGGAGAUGUCAGGAGACCUGGAGAACCUGCUCGUGGCUGUUGUGAAAUGUGUGAAGAGUGUACCAGGUUACUUUGCAGAACUCCUGCAUGAGAGCAUGAAGGGUGCAGGAACUGACGAGUCCACUCUGACCCGGAUCAUGGUGAGCCGGUCUGAGAUCGACCUGCUGGACAUCAGAGCUGAGUUCAAGAAACUCUACGGACACUCGCUGCUCUCUGCCAUCAAGUCAGAUCUGUCGGGCGACCAGUGUGAGUGUGUGAAGGCCAUCUGUGGAGGAGACGAUUAGCCGAGCGUCCACCUGAAGACGAGAAGAAACCCGCUUUCUCCUUCACGCUUGUGUCAUUCACGUCUGCCUCUCUUUUCUGUUUAUCUGUGUAACCCUGUUUCUUAAAUUUGCACACGGAGAAGGAUGUAAUAAAAAUAAAGAUUUAGUGGUGCAGUUUCUCUGUCUUGUUGAUAAACUGGCCACAUGCAGAAUAUUUAAUCUAAUUUGCAGAUAUUUCCAUUGCAGCAGUUUUUAGCAUGCAUUAAAAUGUGCAUCCUUUCUGAAAUCUUUGAAAUUAAUCAAAUAUUAAUGGCUCCUCUGUGCUGUAACUCUUAAUCUAUAACUGAAUGAAUAAUAAAGCAGUUAAUGAAGGGAAAGUAAUAAAUAUCAGCUCAUAA
Messenger RNA from Neolamprologus brichardi, 1417 nucleotides. The record is from RefSeq and is a predicted model, not a curated record. NCBI's taxonomy places the organism in Eukaryota, Metazoa, Chordata, Actinopteri, Cichliformes, Cichlidae.